Octopus bimaculoides (California two-spot octopus) is the source of this 609-nucleotide messenger RNA. RefSeq lists its product as uncharacterized. NCBI's taxonomy places the organism in Eukaryota, Metazoa, Mollusca, Cephalopoda, Octopoda, Octopodidae. The record is from RefSeq and is a predicted model, not a curated record.
AUGAACCACACAACAGCCUACCACCCACAGACCAACGGAUUAGUGGAGAGAUUUCACCACUGCCUGAAGAAAUCCCUGACAACCAGACUUAAUGGGCCGAAUUGGAUUGACCAACUGCCAUGGGUGAUGCUGGGAAUCCACACCACCCCAAAAGAAAAUCUCAACACUUCCUCCAUGGAAAUGGUGUAUGGUGCUCCUCUUACAGUGCCAAGAGGGUUCCUUCUGAAUAUGAAGUCAGACGUGGAUGUCAAAAGGUACCUUGCUCAACUGAGAGACAGCAUGGGCCAGUUGCACCCUGUUCCCAUGUCGACACAUGGUACACCCAGAUCAUCCGUACCAAAUGACCUCUGCAUAGCUAACUUAGUCUUCGUUCAACAUGACACACAACGAAAACCCCUCCAGUCACCCUACGAUGGUCCAUAUCAAGUCAUACAUCUGGGAGAUAAAACAUUCCAACUCCUAAUUGGCGGACGACAAGACACAGUCUCCAUCGAAAGAUUGAAACUGGCCCAUCUCAAUAUUGACAACCCCUUUCAGGUAGCCCAGCCACCAAACAACCCUAGGCAGAUCACACCAACCCUUGACAAGGAACAAUCAUCAAAGAACUGA